AAUGGCAGCUGACAUGUUUUGUUUUCCAAGCUGGCGCCAGUAAGGACCGAAUAGCACGUUGCGAGCAAAUUUCACAUUAUAUUUCGGUGUCAUGGACACGCACAUGGCUAAAAAGACAUGGGAAAUGAGUAAUAAUGUUGAAACUGUCCAGAGCAUUGACGACCUUUAUAAGUACAACAAGAAACAGCAACAAGAUAUACUGACAGCAAAACCAUGGGAAAAAGAUCCUCACUACUUCAAAGAUAUGAAGGUAUCAGCACUGGCUCUGUUGAAGAUGGUUAUGCAUGCUCGAUCAGGAGGGACUCUCGAAGUGAUGGGGCUAUUGCUUGGAAAAGUCGACGCCAACACCAUGAUCGUGAUGGACUCGUUUGCACUACCGGUCGAAGGAACCGAAACCAGAGUGAACGCUCAAGCUCAGGCAUACGAGUACAUGGCUGCUUAUACAGAAAGUGCCAAAACAGUGGGGCGGUUGGAGAACGUCAUUGGAUGGUACCAUUCCCACCCUGGCUACGGGUGCUGGCUCUCAGGGAUUGAUGUCAGCACUCAGAUGCUCAACCAGCAGUUUCAGGAACCUUUCGUUGCCAUUGUGAUUGACCCAGUGAGGACCAUCUCUGCUGGAAAGGUCAACCUGGGGGCAUUUCGUACCUACCCUAAGGGAUACAAACCACCGGAUGAAGGACCAGCAGAGUACCAAACCAUCCCUCUGAAUAAGAUUGAAGAUUUUGGUGUUCACUGCAAACAAUACUACUCUCUUGAAGUUUCCUACUUCAAGUCUUCACUAGAUCGUAGGCUACUGGACUCCCUGUGGAACAAGUACUGGGUCAACACACUGAGCUCAUCUAGCCUUUUAACGAAUGCAGACUACACAACGGGACAAGUGUUCGACCUUUCGGAUAAACUGGAACAAUCCGAGUCCCAACUCGGCCGGGGCGGAUUUGUCCUCGGACUUGACCCUCACGAAAAGAGGACGGAAGACAAGCUGGCCAAGGCUACCAAAGACAGCUGCAAAUCCACGAUUGAAGUGAUCCACGGUCUCAUGUCUCAAGUGAUCAAAGAUAGACUUUUCAACCAGGUCAACUACGACACUCAAGGAUGACUCGUAGAUCGUUGAUGUCCGUAUUUGACUUUCCUCCGCGCUUUGGAAAUUGAGUUAGUAUUGUGUCGUUGCUUGCUAAAAUAAAUGUUUUGAAAGGCAUA
Molecule: messenger RNA, 1197 nt
Organism: Ornithodoros turicata
Lineage: Eukaryota; Metazoa; Arthropoda; Arachnida; Ixodida; Argasidae
Gene: CSN5
Product: COP9 signalosome complex subunit 5
Exons: 5
Coding region: 92-1096 (334 amino acids)
Biological process (GO): protein deneddylation
Cellular component (GO): cytoplasm; COP9 signalosome
Molecular function (GO): metallopeptidase activity; protein binding; deNEDDylase activity
Source: RefSeq, a predicted model, not a curated record